AUGAACCUUGCCAAUAAAUUUAGAUCUUUUGCGAUUUUAGCAAAACCGAAUCAAACGCAAAUUUCUCGUCCUUCACGAAACUCGUUUCAUCGCGUAAUUUUUCCCAUACUUUUCGUUACUCAAUGUUUCGGUUUGUUUCCCGUUCAAGGGAUUUCGGGGAGUCACACUUAUCAUUUGCGCUUCAAAUGGCUCUCGUUUCGGACCUUUUUUAGUUUCGUCACGGCUUUGAUAGGAUGUUUGAUGGCAUUUUUAGAGGUGCAGCGAUUAGAACGACAAAAAGUGUCAGCGAAAAAUGUUUCGGGAGUACUUUUUAUGCUCAUAGCUAUCAUGAUUGCCAUCAUAUUUAUUUUUGUAGCUAAAAAAUGGCGUUUAAUCAUGAUGUUUUGGGAGAAGAACGAAAAUAUCUUCUUGAAAGCACCUUAUAAGCAAACAAAUAAGCUGCGACGAAAGAUUUCCAUGAGUGCGAUGACAAUGUUACUCCUUGCCGGAGUCGAACAUGCUUUGGCAAAGGCUUCUGCUGUGUAUGGGUAUGAAGCGGAGGCAGUUCAUUGUAAUGAUACCGUUAUAAAUCGCUUUCGAUAUUACGCUACGAGGGAGUAUCAUCAUGUUUUUACGCGAUAUGGGUAUCAUCCGGCUGUGGCGAUCGCUUUUUGGACAUUUUCUGUCUUUUUGACGUACGCAUGGAGUUUUGUGGAUUUUUUCAUUAUCAUGAUUAGCAUGGGAAUUGCAGAACGUUUCAGCCAAAUUAACGAAUUAAUGAACGAAACUUACCAAAAAUCCUCUUCAAAGCUUGGAGCUCCUGAUUUUUGGCGCAUGAUUCGAAGUCAUUUCAACUCGGCUUGUGAAAUUUUGGAACAUGUCGACGACAAUAUCUCAUCCAUCAUUAUUUUAUCGUGUCUCAGCAAUCUCUAUUUUAUCUGCUUACAAGUUUUGAACAUUACAGUAAAAUUACCGUACAUGAUAAACUCCAUUUAUUUCUGGUUUUCAUUGUUUUUCCUCAUCUUUCGUACUUGUGCUGUGUUUUUGAGUGCUGCCGAGAUCAACGAGCAAGCUGAGGGUCCUCUCGAAAUAAUACGACACUUGCCCAACUCCGUGUGGAAUGUCGAUAUUGAACGUCUCGCAGAUCAAAUUCGCACCCAAACAAUCGCUUUGAGUGGCAUGAAAUUCUUCUUUAUGACACGCCGACUGCUUUUUGGGAUGAUUGGCACGAUUAUCACUUACGAGAUUGUCAUGAUGCAAAAUGAUCAGAGUUCGAAGAGUCCGUAUAAAAUCGACUGUUCGUUGGUUUAUGAUAUUGAGGCAUGA
Molecule: messenger RNA, 1305 nt
Organism: Culicoides brevitarsis
Lineage: Eukaryota; Metazoa; Arthropoda; Insecta; Diptera; Ceratopogonidae
Product: gustatory receptor for sugar taste 64a-like
Exons: 4
Coding region: 1-1305 (434 amino acids)
Biological process (GO): detection of chemical stimulus involved in sensory perception of taste; sensory perception of sweet taste
Cellular component (GO): membrane
Molecular function (GO): sweet taste receptor activity
Source: RefSeq, a predicted model, not a curated record